This is a messenger RNA of Lymnaea stagnalis (great pond snail), 9567 nucleotides long. The record is from the annotation of a GenBank genome assembly. Lineage: Eukaryota; Metazoa; Mollusca; Gastropoda; Lymnaeidae.
ACAUUCCUACUGUAUUUAAUAUAAAUAUUAUAGGUGCUUACCCUACUGUCCAAAACAACCAAAAAUAAAUUUAUAUUUAUAUAUGAUAGACCUUGAAGUGUUUUAAUGUAGUUCCGUCAGGUAAAUAGGGCGUUUUUUAAAUUUUUUAUUUCAUUAAAUAGUAUAUUAUUAAUGCUCUAAAAUUAGAGAUUAUUAUAAUUAUAUCAGCCUUUAACUUUACUCAGUUUUUAGCCCUAGUGGGCCCCUAGCCUUUACUUUAGUAGUCUUUAGCCUUGGCCUUGGCAGACUAAUAAAAUUAAUAGAUCAUAUUAAUUAAUUAUUUCAUAAUCUUGACUAAACAUUUCAUAAUUUAGCAGACAUGGGCAUAUAAAUAUCCCAAAUCAACAAGGUGAAUCCCUGGCCCUGAUUGAUACCUCUUAACUUAAGAUUAUUUAUAAUUAUAAAUAAAUUUUAAAAAGGAAGCGUUAUUUGCAGAUAUCUGCGAAAAAUGUUGAGUGUUAUUCGCAGAUAUCUGUGAAUAAUGUUGAACAUUAUUCGCAGAUAUCUGCGAAUAAUGUUGAGCGUUAUCGACAGACCGAAAUCUUCGUGAAUAAUGCAGAGCGUUAUUUGCAGAAAGAAAUUUUCCCAUUAUUACGCAAAUCUCUAGAAAUACUUAGGAUCACACUCCUUACGGGGGGGGGGGGGGGGGGGGGUUAAGUAGUGUAGGAUAUAUGGAUCUUUGAGUAUGAGUAAAAUUUAAUAGGCCUAACUAUAGCCUAUAUAUUGGAUAUAGGACAAUUAAUUGUGCCUACAUCUGCUCUGCUAGGGGUCAACAUAGGGUCUAUUCGACCUAUAGAGUGUUACUAAUAUAUCCAGUCAAACCUCCUACUCCUAGACUAGACAUAACUAAUUUUCUGGUAUUUCAUAUUAAAAGUUAUACCAGUAGUAAAAAUGGUGCCGGUAUUCUUCAUGUAGACUCACUUUCACCCACUUUAGAGAGGUCUUAAAAUGAUGUCAAAGCUUGAUAGCUUAUCAUUUAGUUUCUUAAAGCACUAUGAUAUAUCACCUAGUCCAGAAAUGUUCUGUCAGAAAUAGUUGACAUGCCGUGCAACAGUGUUAUGAUGAAGAGAGGUGGCUGCCUCAGGCGGCCAUGUGAGAGACGGGGAGGAGCAUAUAGACCCUACAUCGAUAAUAACAGAAUCUAAUCUUGUUUAAGUUUAAGGCUAGUAUUUUUUCCUCAUCCUUGAGGUUGUCCCUAAGUCUACCCAGCUCUGGCCUUAGCUGGGAAUAGUAAAGGUGGCUGGUUAUUGCGCUGGCCGUGCACUCAAACUUGUAAACGCUGCUUCAAUUGCCCCAAGGGAACUUUACUUCCCCAAGACUCGAAAUGCAUCCAGCAGGGUUCCAAUUAAUUUUCUUAUGCUUUUUUUUAUAUUUAGACCCAUAGUUACAACAGUGGCAGUAUGGCUUUUUGUUUCAAUUAUCAACAUUUUUUUUAAAAGAGCUAAAAUUGUUGAUAUGUUUUAAGUACAGUACCGGUAUGUUCAUUUCAUUUUCAUCACUAAGGGUUAUUUCAACUAUUUCUGGAGCCGCAUAUUGUGUCCAUACUUAUUAUGAUACUCAUUAGAAACUAAAAUUAAACAAAUAAAACGUGACAUAUUUUUUUAUCUAAACAUUAAUACACAACUCUGAGGUAUAAAAUAUUUGAAUAAGUAAGUUAUUAAUAUUUAUUUGUUUGUUAGAGAUGGAUGUUAAAGUCUAUGAAUGGAAUUAUACAAAGAAAAUUUAAACAGUCAAAGGAGCUUAAAGUAUAUCACAAUGUAUAGAGUUACCCGGCUUAAACAUGGUUUUCGGCUCAUCUGCAUGUACAUGUUGUUUACAGUUUUUUGACGAAACUUGAAUCAUGAAUGAACAUUCUAACAAAAUAGAUUGAAACUAGAAUUUUGAAUACCUACGUUGUUGGACAGAAUGAAAAGUAUAAUAAAAUUGUAUAAAUAAAAAUUAUAAUAAAACUAUAUGAAAAUAAUGAUAAUAAUAGUAAAACUAUGUGAACAGAAUAAUAAAGCUAUAUGAAGAGUAUAAUUAUAAUAUAACAAUACGAAAUAACCUUUAAAUAUUUUUUUAAAAAAUAUUUAUUUGUAAAAAGUAGCAUCCCACGGGGAAUCGAACCCAGUUCUUCUGGGUGACAGCCGGAGAUACUUACCACUAUAGUACCCAGGAGAUGCCUGCAAGCGAACUUUGUAUUUUAUAUUCAUAGUUUAAUUUAUCACAUUCUGCGAAUAAUGCCGAGCGUUAUCGGCAGACAGAAAUCUGCGAAUAACGGCCAGCAUUAUCUGCACAGCUCUGUGAAUAAUCACUUCGAUUUUAAAAUCAUAUGCGGCGGCCUACACAACACAAAAAUAUUUGUAUGGAUAUUUUAAUAUAAUAAAAAUGUGCCAUAGUACCAAUAAUAAAUUUAUAAGAUGGCUUUUUUUUACCACAUUGUCUUCACUGCCCACACUGCACAGAAGGUGGAUGCAGCAGCUUGUAGCUAUCCCACUCCUUCAAGCCUCAAGCAGUUGAAAGUGAGACCAUCAGUGUGAGGAAAGCAAAUGUCGGAGGGAAAGAAUCAAAGUCCCCUCUAAACAUUAUUAUUAAAUAUUGAGGAUUUUAACCUUACAGAAAGUGGUUGAAAACUUAACAUACCUUGGACUUGCAUCUAAUAUCUCUAGCUCACCAUUCAUUAGGUGAACAUCAUCAGGAUUGCAAAACCAGCAGCAGCUAUGGCCAAAUUAAACAAGAAAAUGAGCGUAACAAAUUGUGGGAAUACCAGGGAAAUAAAAAAAAAGGAUGCAACAAAUCAAUGAAGGUGUCGGCAAGAAGCCUUUUUCAGCAAACAAACAACAAUAAAAACAAUAAUAUAAUUAAAAUAAACAACUGCAAUGUAGUAUUUGAGAGGAUGGCAAGAGGAAUGCAGUCUCUCUUCUUAUUACCAAAUGAAACAAGGGAUGUGGAACAACAUGGAAAGGACAAAAUUGAGCAUCUACUGGGCAUAUAUGCUAUGCUAAGAGGUCUUACUUAAGAUGUAUGUGACAGUCAAUGACAAAACAAAAUGCCUAAACAAUGCAGAGGUUCAGGAAUGUGCAAAAUGUGCAGCAUGCUCUCUACAUUAAAUAAGAAGAACCUUUGCUGGUUUUGCAUUGUAACAAUAAUUGAGGCAGAUCGUAAUCCAAAGAACCUGCUAAAUGGAGAAGAGGCAAACGUAUUGAAGGGCUGUUAAUAUCAAAAUUAACCAAUGGGAAAGUAUUGCUGAUGACUUUGGACAUCUGACAGGCAGGGAAUGUGCAAAAUAAUGUUCUUGUAGCAAAAAAGAGCAAUACAGAAGACAAAAGUAAAAUUUGCAUUCAAGAUUCUCUUGCAAGGAGUACAACCAAAACUGACACUCUAGGAUUGGCUUCAUAAGCUACCUCAGUAUGUGCAAAUAAGACAGAAACAACACAGUAUCAAAAAGUCAAAAGGAAGCAAAGAAUAUCACUAUAAAUGAUAGUUCAUCAGUCAAAAGUUGACCAUGACCAUUCAACUGUCCUGUUGCUGAAUCUGUCUGUGGGUGCAGAGAUGGCUGAUUGGGCCAUUUCUGGCACAAAAAGUUGUAAUGCAGAAGGUGCAAGGGAAGGAUGGGGCAAAUCCAGGUGCAGAGUUAACUCUGGCUUUUCUGGCUUGUUUUGUGUUCUGUCAGCCUCUUGUUGCAUUGAACCCUUGUGGAUUGAAGUGUGCCAAGAGUCUUGAUUCUUUUAUGUUGUAUGUAUAGAACUAAUCCUAGCAAGUUAGUGACUUAAGAAGUUGUCAUAGGCUUCUGAGGAGCUGUAAUCCAAGUUGUGGAAAGACCAGGAUAAAAAUAUUAUAUUUUUUUAUACUGGAUUUACAAUUUAACAAUCAUUAAUUUAUUUCUUAUUAAAUUAUAUUUUCUUAUUCUGGUGUAACAUAAUCAUUUUUUUUAUGCUUCACAGCUAAAUCAAAAUGCUGUAAUAAAUUAUACUGAUAGAUACACUUUUGACUUUUAAAAUUCAACUAUGGGAAAAACAAACAAGAUUCUCUUAUGUGGAUGCUCAGGAGUAGGUAAAACUGCCAUUCUUGAGCAACUUCUAUAUGGAAAUCACAUUGUUGAGUCUGUAAGUUGAAUUAAUGAUUGACUUAAACAUGAAAUUGUUGCUGAUAUCUAUCUUGUAGUAUUAUAGUCACAUAUAAAUCAUCACUAUUUCAACUGAGAAUCCUCUGUUAUUCUGUUCAUUUAAUACUGAAAAAUUACUUCAUUUGUAUUUGCAAGUAACUAUGCUAAGUUGCAAGGAUAUAAUUAUAAGCAAAUUAUAUUUCUGGUAAUUGUUCUGAGCAUAAUGCUCAGUCCAUUAAUAAGUUAGUUGCUUAUAUGACCAUCAUAAUUAAAAAAUAAUAUUAAGUUGAAAUGUUGAAUAAGAGUUUUACAUUAGAAAGUUACAAGCAAUGGACUUUAGACCCUAUUUAUUUUCUAGCCAACACAUCAAACUAUGGAAGACAUUUACACCGCUGUUAUAGAAACAGACAGAGGUGUUAAAGAAAAGGUCAGAAUAUUCGAUCUAGGAAUGCCUGUAAGUACUUAGUUUUUGGGUCUUAAUAGAUUCUUUUAUAAAUAAUAAGGUGAAACUUCUCAGAAAAUAUACAUGCUAUCCAAAUCUUUAUUCUGUGCUCUUUGUUCUUAAUGAUAUAAUUUUAUAGGCCUUUAUGAGGCACUAUUUAACAUAAGAGACGUUGUUACUUUGAUAUAUACUUUCAAACUAUAUUUUAUUACCAUUCUUAAAUCUAUCAUUAGGCAAGGUUCAUUCAAAGCUAUUAAAACUUUUAUAUUCUCAGGAUGGUAAUGAUGCAGAGUUGCCAAAACAUUAUCUCAGUUUCCCAGAUGUAAGUAUAAUGUAAGCAUCUAGUUGUGAUGUUAGGCAGUAAGCUUUCAUUCAUUUUAGUAUGUUCGUUAAAUUUUUGCAUUACAAAAAAUUCUGCUACAGUCAUUUCUGAAUAAUAUAUGCUAGCUUGCAUAAUUUUUUUCAGGGUUUUAUUUUGGUUUAUGAUGUGACCAACUUUGAUUCUUUUAAACGCCUUGACAAACUGAAGAAGGAUAUUGAUAAGCACAAGGACAAAAGAGAGGUAACUAUUUUAAUUAUCGCUCUACGGUAAAUUUCAGCCAACUCUUCAGGGUUAGUUAAUGUUUGCCACAUUUUACAUUGGCUGAUACACUGCUGUAUCUCCAUUGAAAUAGUUGUUUGAAAAACAAUGUUUCAGUUUGCUCUCAUUAAAAAAAAGUUCUUGUUGCAUAUCUGGAACCAAUGCUAAGAGAAUAUGCAAUUUGGGCCACCUUUGAAAUUAUUGCCCCUAAUACCCUUCAAGGUUUAGUGCUAUUCAGUUCAAAAUACAAAUAAUAAAGUCAUGAAAAUUAUUCAGGUGGAAAAACUCAAGCGCCACAUUCCAAGGAUCAUCAAAAUAACCUUACAAAACUGAGUAGCAAAGCAAAAACAUGUUGUGCAUUUUUAAUGUAAUAUAUACUUCUUAUCCAAGAUGUCAAUGGUAAAUAGUGACAUGUUUUCUUAGUUAAAAAGCCCACCUCUCUACCAAACAUUAGAUGGUUUUGAAACAGGUCAAUGCAUUACAUUUUUCAACUAUAUAUAUAUAUAUAUAUAUAUAUAUAUAUAUAUAUAUAUAUAUAUAUAUAUAUAUAUAUAUUAUAUAUUUAUUACAAUGAGAUUAGCUAUAAUUUAUUGAUAUAUUAUAUUUUAGCAAAAUAUCUGUUAUAAAAAAAACAUGUUUUUAAUAUAUAUAUAUAUAUUAUAUAUUUAUUACAAUGAGAUUAGCUAUAAUUUAUUGAUAUAUUAUAUUUUAGCAAAAUAUCUGUUAUAAAAAAAACAUGUUUUUCCACUGCUAAAAAAUGUAGUAUUUAUGACAGAAAUCUUACAAAUUUGAAGUCAAUAGCUGUUUCAAGGGAAAUAUUUCAUGUUAAUUUAUUAAAAUGAAUGUUUGUUUUUACUUAUGACUUACUUUUGUUUUGCACUUUUUUCCUUUAUAUCAUGUUUGACAGGUUAUUGCUGUUUCAAAUGUAGAUCAUUAGGAAUUAAAGUUUAACUUAAAUUAUAGCUUUUUUGCAUUCCCGCUGUCCUCCUCCGAUACCACAUAAGGAGAUGCUUCAGUCAUCUCAUGGUACAUAGCCCUAGUUCAAAUUCCCGGAAUUGAAAAAUGAUUAAGAAAUUAGCACAAAUCUUCAAAGAUCAAAGUUCAAAGACAUAGAAGGGAGUUAACAGAAGAAUGGUACUCUGAUGAGAAAAAGUUAACAGAAUGGUACUCUGCUAUUUACUCUCCUCAAACUUAUGUAUGGAUAAAUUUUAAAAACCUAAAAAAUGUUAUGACUCAUGUUAUAACUACGGUAAUGCAGUAACCACAUUAAUAUGACAAAUUUGAAGUCCUUUUUAAAGAAUGUCAAGGCCAUUUGGGAAGCUACCUUAAUAUUUGAAAUUAUUUAAAGUGUUUUAAAUAUUAAUUGAAGUUGAAGGCUGAAAGAUUUGUGUACUCGGCACAAUUAAAUAUUUGACACAUAGCUUGAAGGAAGCUUUAUUCUGUAAUAUAAUUUACCUUUUAAAAACUCUUAAUUUCAGGGUCAUGUGAUUGUGAUUGGUAAUAAAAGUGAACUUAAUGAUAGGAGGCAAGUCCAGUUUGACACAGCCAUGGCCUGGACUGUUAAAGAGAAAAGUAAGUUAAGAACUUAUGGAGCAGCUUAUUUGGCAGCUGGCUAGUUGACAUAGCUAUUCUCAAGUUUUAACUCCCCUUGAGUGUUCCAGAGUUAUAGAAAAAACAGUGUAUAGUUUAACUGUAUUUGAAUAAAGGAAGGAAAGACAAAUAUAGAGCUAAUUUCUCUGAAGGAAUAUUUUGAUAAUAGUGUUUUCCAUAUAUCUGUGGUUCACACCCUUGACCUUGCAUGCAUUUUUAAUGCAAGGGAUUUAUUAUUAACAUGAGGUCUUCAUUAAAAAAAAAAUAGGCACACCAUUGAACACUCAAACUUAACUGAUAUUUUUAAAGACAAAUUUCAUUUAAAUUUUAAAAAAAUCAAAUUUAAAAAUCUUUAGGUCUUGGCCUUUUUAAUUAUUUUAAUAUACAUUAAAAUGUUCUUUAAAUUUCUUUAUUAGACAUUGGAUUUUGUUGCCUACUAAUAAUACUGUUUUUUAAUAAGCUCUAGGCUAAUGAUCCUUCCUUAACAAUGUAGUAUAUAUAUACAUAUAUGACUAUGAAAUAUUCAUAUAUCCUGUAGUGCGUCUCUGGGAGGUUACAGUAAGCAACAGGAAGUCACUAGUUGACCCAUUUGUGUGGCUGACUUCUAAGAUAACACAACCAACAGGUAAAGUAAAUCAUUUUCAUUUUUUGUUAGAAGACUUAAAAUUUAAGAUUUAUGAUGUUAUAUAGAAUACAUGCACAAAGCGUUAUGAUUCAGUAUUUUUUUGUGACAAACAUAAUUGUGUUUCUUUUUUCAGGGAAAAGCAAUUUCUUACCAGGGAGGAAAACAAAAUCUUCCAGCAGCAGCAACUUAGACAAGAACUGAUUCAUGUUAAGAUGACAAUAAAAUUAGAGAAGUCAAAAAAAAAAAUCAAUUUGCUAUAUCACUUAUCAGCUUGAAUUAUUGAAUGCAGGACCCUAAUGUGAAGCAAUGGACUGUUUCUCUGAUAAUUGGGCUAUAAUAUAAGGAGAUGCAAAAUAACAAAUUUCAACUGGUUUGUCAUGGAAUAAUAGACAGAUUAUGAUAAGUAAAAAAAAAAUGGUUUUCAAAUAAAAUGGAUUCAUAAUAUCACAAUACGACAAUGGACUGUAUGGUGGUCAUGUCUAUUGUCAAAAUGCCAACACUGACCAGCAUGAUGAUUUGAAGCUGUUGCAUUUGUUGAAAGGAUUAUUACAUUACUUUUAUUAAAGCAGCUGGCCUUUUCCUCUUCUUGAAACCAUUAUGCCUAGCUGUUUUUGAAAAUGUUUGCUGAGAUCAGUAGAUUGAUCUAAUGUAAAUCUUGUGCCCAGGAUGAAAAGUUACACUAAAUGUGCUAAAUGUAUGGGCAUUGGAGUUUCAACUCAUUAAAUAGAUUCAUUCAUAUGAGGUAUAUUUGCACUAAAAUAAAGUAUAAAAGAUAGAACUUAUUUUAUCAUUUGGGCACAAAAUGUUCAUUUUUGCAAGUCCCAUAACAUUUGCUUUGUAGUUUAUCAAAGGAGUUAUAACACUUUGAUAACUGCCUUUAACUUUUACUACAAAUUUAUUCAUUUCAAACUUUUAUUUAAAGUUUGAAAUGUUCUUUUAAAUUUGAAUGAAUGCAUAUUGUAUGAGUCUGAUUAAUAAAAUUCAUAGAAUUUGACAUUUUGUAGAAAUCAAAUAUUAAUACACAAUUCACUUUGGCAUGUGCAAUUUCUGUUUGGUCAGUUGUGAAUUAUUGUUAUCAAACUUUGAAACAAAUGUUCAGUUCUAAGGCAUUGUAACUGAUUCCAUUACAACAGACAGAGUCAUAAUUAAGACAACAAGCAGAGCAGGUUUAUGGAUUAAUUGAACUAUUGAUUAAUGUGGUUAGCUUAUGCAUCAUGUAGAGGGGUAGUAUAUUUGGCGGCCCAACAAUUUGGAACGCACUUCCAGUCGCUCUCAGAAACAGCCAGACACUGGAGUCCUUUAAAACCGAUUUAAAAACACAUCCAUUUCGCAAAUACCUUCUGGGGUGAUGCCAUCUACCAUCUUUUUCAGUUAAUGUAUAUUGGCUUGUGUUGCUUAUGGUUGAAACGGGAUGAAAGACUUUGACUGGGUAUGCUCGUAUGUAGCUUUAUAGUGUUGCGUCUGUUUUUAAAUGUGGUAAAUUUUAGAGUGUUUUUAUUUCCCUUUUUAAUAUGGUUGACUUUGUACAGCGCUUCGAGCUUUUGGGGAUGAAGCGUGUUUUUCAAAUAAACUUUAUUAUUAUUAUUAUGUGCAUGGGGAAUCCCAAAUGUGUCAAGUACAUACAGAAUAAUCCAAGUCAUUAAGGGCAAAUAAUUUUUAAAACAUUAUUUCCUUAUGUAAUAAAUUUUUAAAUUCUAUGUAAUGUAAUAAUAUAUUUUCACAUUGCUUGAUUAAUGUAUGCAAGUUUGUCUGGUAAUGAUUGUCUACUGUAAUAUAGAUAAUUAAAUACUAUAUUGCCUGGGAAUAGUAGGUAGCAGGAUGUAAGUUCAGAAAACUUGGCAACAUUUAAGAUUUAUUUUAGAAUGAUUACCUGCAUCUGUUGAAGAUUUGAUUAUUAAACUUAAGCAAUAAUAAUUAUAUUUUUGGCAUAUUAUUAUGCUAAUCAAAUUUAACCAAGGCCAUACAGUCACUUAUAUGACUGAAAAUUGCUUAAAAAAUUAACAAAUAUUGUUUAUAUAAAUUACACAAGAUUUUACUAUUUGAUAUACACUGUUACAAGCCAAAAAUGUUGGCAGUGAAGCAUUGUUGACCUGUCCAGAGAGCAUUUGUAAAAUAUAAAGAAACAAGACCUCUUCUCUGCUUCAAACCAUUUCCAUUACAUAACUUAAGUACUCAUUGCAUACUAAGAUUCCAGUGGCAUAACCAGG